GCCCUUUGACUGGCCUCUCCCUUUUCUCUGAGCGAUGGCCUAACCCAGAUCUCCACGGAAGGCUUGACGCACCUCUGACCGCUCUCCAGUCCAGUGGGGUCCAGCCUCAGCUCUGCCUUCCGACAACCCUCUACCCGCAUUCCCCCCCACCCCCACCGCCAUCCCCCAUCCAAGGGCACACUCAAGGGCGCCGGAUAACUAGAUCUGCGGUGGGAGGGUCAACUUUCUUGGGUAUUUCUCUAUCCACGUAGUUUCUACUUCCCUCUUGUUUUUUGUUUUUGUUUUUUUCAUUUUUUUUUAAAACAACCAUUCCUCAUUUUUAAAGUUCUUUAAUUACACUUUCUCCACCCUCUUUUUUAGCAGCUUUUCUCCCCCCACCCAAAACCCCAACACCCACCCCAAACACAAAUCUUUUGAUUUGCUAUAUCCAACCAAGGAAGAUAGCUACCAUUCCCUUUUUGGCUUCUAGGGUAUUGUAGGUGGAUGCAAUAUAUAUUUUAUUCACUGGAAAAUGAAAUUUUUAUACCUUUUUAGUGACUCUAAAGUGAGUGAAGUAGGAUAAAUUCCUCGACUCAGGAGAAAGCAGAGGCAAGAAAUUGACUUAACGAUGUUUAAGAAUAAUGUUACUGACCAUAAGCUAAAUGUGGAAGCCAUAAUUAAAAACAUUAACACAAUUUCUUUGGAGUUGAAGAAGAUGAAAGAGCUCUCCCAGUUGCUGCUUUGUGACCUUACUCUACAUUUUAGUCAUCCUGUGAAGACAGAUGACUUACAGGAACCAGAAGAGAAAAUCCCCCUCUUUGAAGAGUCUAAAAUAUCAGAUGUUUCCUUUGCUUCUAAGAGCUUUUCUAUCUGAUUUCUUUUGGUUUGUUGUGAAUUUGUAACUGUAUUUAUUGUGGAAUUACCAUGUGUCUGGGAGAACUGAGUCUACUAAGAUAUUUAAUAUUAUAAAAAAACAAAAUAAAAAUAUGAGUUGUAAAUAAUCAUUUAAUAUUCUUGAAAGCUGUCUUACUGUUUUAAUGUUUCAAAGAAUGGCUAAUUCAUUUCACUAGUGGCAAGAAUAGUAUAUAGGAAAUUGGCCAUCGGGCGUUGCUUAUCCUUUACUUUUCUUGAAUUUUGGCUCAGAUGAAAAGAGAGUUAACCAAAUUGGAAGUGGUUGGUAUAAAUUUGUAUUAAUCCAAUCUCUCCUGGUAACAAGUGCCAAAAACAACUCAAGCUAGCUUAAGGGUUUAUUGGUUCAUGUGACUUGGAAGUAGUUAAAAUAGAUGUCAGGGACCCUACUAAUUUAUAAUGUCUCUAACCUGGUUCUAUUUCUGUGUCGUCUUUAU
Neogale vison (American mink) is the source of this 1325-nucleotide messenger RNA. RefSeq names its product chromosome 1 C5orf58 homolog (gene C1H5orf58). The record is from RefSeq and is a predicted model, not a curated record. The coding region runs from base 608 to 853 and encodes 81 amino acids. Lineage: Eukaryota; Metazoa; Chordata; Mammalia; Carnivora; Mustelidae. The transcript has 3 exons.